Mya arenaria is the source of this 1339-nucleotide messenger RNA. RefSeq names its product protein mono-ADP-ribosyltransferase PARP11-like. Bases 179 to 1339 code for a protein of 386 amino acids. The transcript has 6 exons. Gene Ontology annotation, molecular function: NAD+ poly-ADP-ribosyltransferase activity. The record is from RefSeq and is a predicted model, not a curated record. NCBI's taxonomy places the organism in Eukaryota, Metazoa, Mollusca, Bivalvia, Myida, Myidae.
AAAGACAUGACAUAAAGCUGACUUCAAGUCGGAGCGUAUUUGUGAAGGGUUUUUUACCAAAUCUUGUCGUCGAGACAAUUGCAAAUUGGUACAUAACAUAAACGGAUUGCCAUAUAUUUGGCAAGCAAAGCUUAAGGACAAAUGGACAAACAUUCCGAACUGCGAAAAUUUGGAAGCGAUGUUUUGCAAACCAAAAAAUGAAGAGUCGGACAUCAUCGCCUGGAAUGAUUUUAACGAAGAAAAAACAACAACAAUGUCUGUUUCGUUUGAUCCAGUGCUGAAGGGCAAGGUUUAUGACAGCGAAAUCACAGAAGCCGAGACAAGACGUCUAUCUACCAUGCCGUACAUUCAUGGAAAAGCAAAAACGGAUAGUUUCAAGACACAGUGGAGAUGGUUUUGGAAAGACAAUGUUGGCAGAUAUAUUCUUUUUGAACCUGACACACUGCAGUAUACAAUUGAAGCCAAAUUUCUUGCGAAACAGAAAAAAUAUUUGUAUGUUAAGGAUAAUAACCAGUACAGGAUUGACUUCGAAGGAAUGAUACAGCGCCGAUUAUACAGAACAACGUCAAACAGGAUUAAACGACGCCCUAUAUUUGUAAGCUCGAAAGACAUUGAAGAAAAAAUGUUUCCUAUAUCACUCGCAGUUCAGACUGUGAAUGUUCCUCGUCCAACUUCGUGGAUGCCUUGGGACCUUUUUCAGCCUUUCGAGCUAGUAGAGCUUCGAAACAAUGAAAAACAGUUUACUUCGGUGGCGGAAAAUUUCUACGAAACCUUAGACAAAGAGCAGCAAAUUAUUCGUCGAAUAUACAGAGUGCAAAAUUGGAAACUGUGGUCUUCAUUAUGCCACCACGAGGAAAGAAUGCUGAUGUCACAAAGUGAUCACUCCUCAACGCUUGACAAACGGAACCUGUACCAUGGAACUGAUUCUGACGACGCAAUUCGAGGAAUCUGCACUAACAACUUUGACUUCCGCUUAUCCGGCAAGAACGCGACUCGACAUGGACAUGGGGUGUACUUUGCUAGUAAUGCCAAAGACAGCCAUCUUUACACUAACCCGCCGAUGAGAUACAUGUUUCAAGCCGUUGUUUUGGUAGGGAGUUACACGCAAGGUAAGCCCGAAUAUCGCAGACCUCCUCCAAAGCCCGGGGGCCAGCACGAACUGUACAAUUCAUGCGUCGAUAACAUGGAUAAACCUCGAUUUUUCGUCGCUUUUGAGAAGACGCAAUAUUAUCCAGAGUUCUUGAUUCAGUACUGCGACAAGAGAGACAUCCCCGUUACCACAACGACGUCGUCUCCUUCAUCGGAUGACGCUGACCCACACACUUGCUGUUUACAAUAA